This is a messenger RNA of Juglans regia (Persian walnut), 1712 nucleotides long. Its product is annotated as CBL-interacting serine/threonine-protein kinase 11-like. Bases 206 to 1453 code for a protein of 415 amino acids. Gene Ontology annotation, biological process: signal transduction; protein phosphorylation. Gene Ontology annotation, molecular function: ATP binding; protein kinase activity. Lineage: Eukaryota; Viridiplantae; Streptophyta; Magnoliopsida; Fagales; Juglandaceae. The record is from RefSeq and is a predicted model, not a curated record. The transcript has a single exon.
CUCAACCUACCUCCCUCCCUCCCCCCCUUUUCUCUCUCUCUCUCUCUCUCUCUCUGAAUAUCCUAAUCCCACAGUUAUCCUUAGGCGUUUUGUCUUCUUGUUUUUUAUAAUCACUCGCUCAUGACCAAGAACGUUUCGUUUUGGUUUUCCAUGUUAUUCUGAUCGAACCUUUUGAACUCUAGGUUCGAUCUCUGGCCUGGCUAUCAUGCCAGAGACCGAAAAUGUUCCCGAGAACGGCAAAAACGCCUUGUUUGGAAAAUACGAGGUGGGUAAGCUCCUGGGAUGCGGGGCAUUCGCCAAGGUCUACCAUGCGCGCGAUGUCCAAACCGGACAGAGCGUCGCUGUUAAGGUCAUCAGUAAGAAGAAGAUAUCCGCCCCCGGUACCGGCUACUUGAUGUCCAACAUCAAGCGUGAGAUCUCCAUCAUGCGCAGGCUCGAUCACCCCCAUAUCGUCAAGCUCAUCGAGGUCCUUGCCACCAAGACCAAGAUCUACUUCGUCAUGGAGUUCGUCAAGGGUGGCGAGCUCUUCGCCAAGGUCGCUAACGGCCGCUUCACCGAGGAUCGCGGUGUCUUCCACCGUGACCUGAAGCCCGAAAACCUCCUCGUCGACGAGAACGGCAAUCUGAAAGUCUCGGACUUUGGACUCAGCGCCAUGAACGACCACAUCCGACACGACGGGUUGUUGCACACUCUUUGCGGUACGCCGGCUUACGUGGCGCCUGAGAUCCUAGAGAAGAAAGGCUACGACGGCGCGAGGGUGGACGUUUGGUCAUGCGGCGUCGUGUUGUACGUGUUAAACGCCGGUUACUUACCUUUCAACGACUCGAACCUCAUGGCCAUGUACAAGAAGAUUUACAAUGGCGAGUAUCGGUGCCCCAAGUGGUUUUCUCCCGAUCUAAAACGAUUCUUGUCUCGGCUUCUGGAGACGAACCCAGAGACGAGGAUCACCGUCGACGAGAUCCUGAAAGACCCCUGGUUCAAGAAGGAGUGCUACAAGGAGUUGAAUUUUUACCAAAAAGAAGCUUAUACGGACGAGAAAGAAGAGGAGCCCAAGGUUAAAGAUUUGAACGCCUUCGACCUGAUCAUAUCCUUCUCUCACGGUUUGGACCUGUCGGGUUUGUUCGAGAUCAGCUCGAGCAACCCAGUGGAAGAUGGAGAGAGAUUCUUAUCGGCCGAGUCGCCGGAGAAGGUCUUGGCGAAAGUCGAGGAAUUAGCUAAAGUGGGCGAGAACAACCUAUGGGUGAAGAGGAAGAAGGACUGGGCUGUGGAGCUGGAAGGACGGAACGGUAAUUUCGCCAUCGCGGUGAAGGUUUACCGGUUAACGGACGGGCUGGUAAUGGUGGAGGCUAAGAGUAGAGGUAGGGACGGUGGGUCCUUCAAAGACACAUGGAAAAACAAGCUUAGGCCUCAGCUAAUCAGUGGCCUAACGGUUCAACCGGGAACUCAAAAUUGAGUUUUUUUUUUUUUUCUUAUUAUAUAUUUAUCAUGUAAACAGAAACAAAAACGAAAAGAAAAUCGUCGAAAUCAAUUAAGGUGGUGGUGUUAAACUUAGUUAAAAAUCCCAUAAUUCCAACGUAAGAAGAGAAUCAUUAUGGACUUCUAUGGGAGUGUUUAUGUAGAUAAAUAUAUUUUUAGAACUCUGGUGUUUCUGUAUUUUUUUCAUGUGUGUACAUAAGGAGGGAAACAAAUGAAAUAUACUAGUUCUCUGUCAA